CGCGCAGGCCGGCUACCUGAGACGCAUGAAGAACCGAGAGGAAAGAUCCCAGCAUUUUUUUGAUACAUCAGUACCACUGAUGGAUGAUGGAGACGAUGAUACUCUUUAUGAUCGGGGUUUCACAGAUGACCAGCUGGUGCUCCUGGACCAGAACACACUGAUGGUGGAGGAGAGGGAGCGGGAGAUCCAGCAGAUUGUGCAGUCGAUUUCUGACCUAAAUGAGAUCUUUAGGGACUUAGGAGCAAUGAUUGUAGAGCAGGGCACAGUCCUUGAUAGAAUUGACUAUAACGUUGAACAGUCCUGUAUCAAAACUGAGGACGGCUUGAAGCAGCUUCACAAGCUGUGGCAGGCUGCUCUAAGCACGCUCAACCCCAACCCCACGGACAGCUGCCCCCUCUACCUGAACUGCGCCACCGUGGCCGCGCUGCCCUCGCGGGUGAGCCGGCACAACAGCCCCUCCGCAGCGCACUUCAUCACCAGGCUUGUGCGGACUUGCCUGCCGCCAGGAACGCACCGGUGCAUCGUGAUGGUCUGCGAGCGGGCUGAUGCCUUCGCCUCUGCCUGUGCCCUGGCCCGAGCCUUCCCGCUGUUCACCCACCGCUCAGGUGCUUCCAGACGCACAGAGAAGAAGACGGUCACAGUGGAGUUUUUCCUGGUGGGACAAGACAAUGGGCCAGUAGAAGUGUCCACUUUGCAAUGCUUGACCAAUGCCACGGACGGCGUACGGCUGGCAGCCCGCAUUGUGGACACACCCUGCAAUGAGAUGAACACAGACACCUUCCUUGAGGAGAUUAAGAAAGUUGGAAAAGAUCUGGGGAUCGCCCCAACCAUCAUCCGGGACGAGGAGCUGAAGACCAGAGGGUUUGGAGGAAUCUAUGGUGUUGGCAAAGCCGCCCUCCACCCGCCAGCUCUGGCCGUCCUCAGCCACACCCCCGACGGAGCCACCCAGACCAUUGCCUGGGUGGGCAAGGGGAUCGUCUACGACACCGGGGGUCUCAGCAUCAAAGGGAAGACUACCAUGCCCGGGAUGAAGAGAGACUGCGGGGGUGCUGCAGCCAUCUUAGGGGCCUUCAGAGCUGCCGUCAAGCAGGGUUUCAAGGACAACCUUCACGCGGUGUUCUGCUUGGCCGAGAACUCAGUGGGGCCCAACGCAACGAGGCCUGAUGACAUCCACCUGCUCUACUCAGGAAAGACAGUGGAAAUCAACAACACGGAUGCCGAGGGCAGGCUGGUGCUGGCGGACGGCGUGUCCUACGCCUGCAAGGACCUGGGGGCGGACAUCAUCCUAGACAUGGCCACGCUGACCGGAGCACAGGGCAUCGCCACGGGCAAGUACCACGCUGCCGUGCUCACCAACAGCGCUGAGUGGGAGGCGGCCUGCGUGAAGUCCGGGAGGAAAUGCGGGGACCUUGUGCACCCCCUCGUCUACUGUCCCGAGCUGCACUUCAGCGAGUUCACCUCGGCCGUGGCCGACAUGAAGAACUCCGUGGCGGACCGGGACAACAGCCCCAGCUCCUGUGCCGGCCUUUUCAUUGCCUCACACAUUGGCUUCGACUGGCCUGGGGUCUGGGUCCACCUGGACAUCGCCGCGCCUGUGCACGCAGGUGAGCGCGCCACGGGCUUCGGGGUGGCCCUCCUCCUGGCACUCUUCGGACGAGCCUCUGAGGACCCUCUGCUGAACCUGGUGUCCCCGCUCGGCUGUGAGGAAGACCCCCAGGAGGGGGACACGGACAGGGACUCCAAGAGGCGCAGGCUGGUGUGAGGCUGGCUGCCCGCCUGGCCCCGUGGCAGGGGCUCUGCCUCCCUUGGCACUGAUCAGUUUUAAGCAGUUGGAAGAUUAUACCUUAAGAUGGGC
This is a messenger RNA of Myotis brandtii (Brandt's bat), 1855 nucleotides long. It is a transcript of the gene NPEPL1, whose product is annotated as aminopeptidase-like 1. Gene Ontology annotation, cellular component: membrane; cytoplasm. Bases 26 to 1762 code for a protein of 578 amino acids. Lineage: Eukaryota; Metazoa; Chordata; Mammalia; Chiroptera; Vespertilionidae. Gene Ontology annotation, biological process: proteolysis; intracellular protein transport; vesicle-mediated transport. Gene Ontology annotation, molecular function: metalloaminopeptidase activity; manganese ion binding; SNAP receptor activity. The transcript is spliced from 15 exons. The record is from RefSeq and is a predicted model, not a curated record.